This is a messenger RNA of Neolamprologus brichardi, 2014 nucleotides long. It is a transcript of the gene gpr27, whose product is annotated as G protein-coupled receptor 27. Gene Ontology annotation, molecular function: G protein-coupled receptor activity. Gene Ontology annotation, biological process: G protein-coupled receptor signaling pathway. The record is from RefSeq and is a predicted model, not a curated record. Gene Ontology annotation, cellular component: plasma membrane. Lineage: Eukaryota; Metazoa; Chordata; Actinopteri; Cichliformes; Cichlidae.
ACUCCUGACUGAUCCCAGGCCUGCUCACUACAUGCAGGCGGACGUGCGUCGCAUAGACUAGACGCUGCACACACCGACACAGACCCGUAGCCUACUGACGCUUCCACCUCGGUGAGCUUCGACCUCAGCUCAGCUGUGUGCUAUUUGCAGUCUCCGUGUGACAGCUAUAAUUCGGCGUCCUUUUGACGAGGCUGUGGAUACGUAAGUGUUGCGCCAUGCUGCCGCACAGCUGCUUUUUUUAAUUCCUCAAGACGGGAACGGGAGACCUCCGCCAUCGGUGAAAAUUGAGAUGUGUUCUCUGAGCCGCUCGUCUGAACGGAUGCUCUCCGAAAUGGUGUCUGAAGCUAACCCUGGUCGCCUCUGUCCAGCAGAGAUCAGAAGCAUGGAGAGGGCUGCUUCUGACGCGCUUUGAGAUGAAGGAUAAGAAGAAAAAAAGAGACGUGAAAUGAUUUUUCUUUUUGUUUGUUUUGUUUGCUUCUGUUUUGUUUAUGAUGGGGAUUAAUGCGCAUCCAGAUGGGAUUUAUUCCUGAGUAGUUUUCAGCUGAAGAGGGCGGCGGAUCGUGUUGAUUUUGUUCUAAAUUCAGACCUGGAAGAGAGAGGGGGGGAAAGGAUACCGCUGCUGCUCGUCGGUGAAUUGAUGUGGGAAUACGCGCUACCUGGGCUGCAUAGAUGGCAAACACAAGCGAGUUAGGAGAGAGCAGCCCGUCCUUACAGAACUAUGCGUCCACGGCCUCUGCGGUCAAGCUGGCCUCGCUGGGUCUGAUCAUGGGCAUCAGCCUGCUGGGCAACGCGUCGCUGUCGCUGCUGCUGCUGAAGGACAGCUCGCUGCAUAAGGCGCCCUACUAUUUCCUGCUGGAUCUGUGCCUGGCGGACGUGGUGCGCUCUGCCGUCUGCUUCCCCUUCGUGAUGGCAUCGAUCGGCGGCGGCUCCGCCUGGCCGUACAGCCCCCUGAGCUGCAAGAUCGUCGCCUUCAUGUCGGUGCUUUUCUGCUUCCACGUCGCCUUCCUGCUCUUCUGCGUCAGUGUCACCCGGUACAUGGCGAUCGCCCACCACAGGUUCUACUCGAAGCGGAUGAAUCUGUGUACGUGUGUGGCGGUGAUCUGCAUGGUGUGGACUCUCUCCGUGGCGAUGGCUUUUCCUCCGGUUUUCGACGUGGGCACCUACAAGUUUAUCAGUGAGGAGGAGCAGUGCAUCUUCGAGCACCGCUACGUGAAGGCGAACGACACCCUGGGCUUCAUGCUGAUGCUGGCCGUCAUCGUGGGGACGACUCAUGUGGUUUACAUAAAGAUGUUGUGCUUCGUUUACGACCACCGCAAGAUGAAGCCGGCUCAGCUGGUGCCAGCUAUCAGCCAGAACUGGACUUUCCACGGCCCCGGGGCCACCGGGCAAGCCGCCGCCAACUGGAUCGCCGGCUUCGGCCGCGGACCGACCCCCCCGACGCUGGUGGGGAUCAGACAGGCUUCGCACCCCGGCAACAGGAGACUGCUGGUGCUGGAUGAGUUUAAGAUGGAGAAGCGCAUCGGGAAGAUGUACUACAUGAUUACGCUGACCUUCCUCAUUUUGUGGGCGCCUUACAUAAGCGCCUGUUACCUGAGGAUAUUUGUGCGAGGGGCCCCGGUCCCGCAGCUUUACCUGACGGCUGCUGUGUGGAUGAGCUUCGCCCAGGCGGGAGCGAACCCCAUCAUCAGCUUUCUGUUCAACAAGGAGCUCCGGAUGAGGCUCCGAGCGUGUUUCCCCUGUUGCCUGGGAACGCAGACACCCAUGGAGCCGUACUGUGUCAUCUGAACCGCAGCGGGACCCUCAAAUACUGCCAAAGACACGUUUGUGUAGGAUUUCAGAAUGUAUAUGGAAUAGUUUACCCACAUUUCUAUCAGUGGCAAAGGGUUUACACACCAUUUUAAUCUGACAGAACUUUACUGAUGGUGUAAAUUCCUGCUAUAUUUUGCUUUCUGGACUGAUUUAACUCACAUGAAGCAUAAUAUGUAAUGAUUUAAUUAAAAAGAAAUAGGCUGCA